AUGCUCGAUGACAGGCUCGUCGAGGAGGUGCAACGCAGUCGCAGUGGCAGCGCUGUUGGCAUAACGCAAGGCACACCUGGUGGCAGUGGUGCAGUGGCAGUGGCAGCGGCAACGGUGGCAGCGGGUUCUCCAGCCAGAGCUGGUGGCCAACAGCAACAGUUGGCUUCAGUUACAUCAUCUGCAGCGGCAGCAGGCGGAGUGGCAGUGUACGGUGCUGUGGGCGUUGGCGUCGGCGUUGGCGUUGGACUCGGCGGUGGUGGGGGCAAUGUUGCUGGCGGAGCACGUAAUCGCAGCGCCAGCACAAUACUCGAGCUAAGUCACAACACACUCCAUCACACUCGCAAAUUCUCUAGCGGCAGCGGUGUCGGCGGUGUCGGCGGUGUUGGAAUUGCCAACAUUCAAGCACUUGGCGUUGGUGAUGUGAAUGGCUAUGGUGACAACACAGCAGCUGCGAAAUGCGAUACGUAUAACGGAGGAGUCGGAGUUGGAGUCGGAGUUGGAGUGGGCAGAGCGGGAGGAAGCUUAGCGCAGGAUAGAAACACUGGAUCGAUUAAUGCACCAGCCACAGCAGCAGCAGCGACAGCAACGAUGGCGCAUCUGGCGAAGCAGGAGGAGGAGCAGGAGCAACAACUGGUGGCUCAGCACCAACGAUAG
This is a messenger RNA of Drosophila albomicans, 654 nucleotides long. RefSeq lists its product as uncharacterized. Lineage: Eukaryota; Metazoa; Arthropoda; Insecta; Diptera; Drosophilidae. The transcript is spliced from 3 exons. The record is from RefSeq and is a predicted model, not a curated record. The coding region runs from base 1 to 654 and encodes 217 amino acids.